AUGCAUGAACGGCACAGCAGUGGCUCUUUAUUCCCGCUGCAUAACCGCUCCGUGUACAGUACACGUAAAAGCGCAGCAGUGUGCACGAAUUCCUUACAAACAAGUCAUCAACGAGGGAGGAGGGAAUAGGGCUGAACAUCAAUAAAAUGUCGCCAAUCGUACGCCAAAGGAGUUAACAGUAACUCGACGCCCGCUGAGUUCGUUCAAGCGCCGAGUGAAGACCUACAGUGUUGCAGUAUAGCCUAUGAGCUUCAGUACCCUGGCAGGUACUCAAGAAGACUCGGAGGGAAAACUGUUUCUGUCCAACAAGAAUCUGACACCCAAACAACAUGAAGAUCUUGCUGGCUUUGGCUUUUGUGCUGCUUUCUUCUCCUGAUCUAGGCCUGUGUGUGCCACAAGCCAGGCAGCCCCUUUCUGACUACUGGGAGGACUGGGGACCGUAUGGCGCGUGCAGUCGCAGCUGUGGAGUUGGAGUUAGCAUGAGGACACGCAGAUGUGUGACGCAGAGGAUCGAUGGUGGGAGCUGUGUGGGACCGGCCGUGUCCUACCGCACCUGCAACGUACAGGACUGUCCUAUGGGGUCCAGGGAUUUCCGGGAGGAGCAGUGUGCUGAGUUUGAUAGAAUGGACUUUGAAGGAAUGCGCUACAGUUGGCUGCCCUACUAUGGAGCAGGGAACCCGUGUGAGCUGAAUUGUGCUCCCAGAGGAGAGAACUUCUCCUUCCGCCAUCGUGCGGCCGUGGUGGACGGCACGCCCUGCUACCCAGGACGCACAGACAUCUGCGUGGGGGGCAUGUGUCAGCUGAUUGGUUGUGACAAAAUGCUGGAUUCCCCCCACCGAGAGGACCCCUGUCUGCAGUGUGGGGGGACCGGAGAGUCCUGCUACCUCAUCAAGAACACCUUUACCACACGCCACCUGCCUCAAGCUGGGUACAAUCAGAUGUUCACCCUCCCUGCUGGAGCCACCUCCAUCCGUGUCCGAGAGAACGUCGCCACGCGUAACUAUAUAGCGGUUAGGAAUCAACGCGGUGAGUACUACCUGAAUGGCCGUGGAGCGAUGGACUUUUCCCGUGCCGUACCCGUCGCUGGUACCAUGCUGUACUACCAGCGGGGUAUCGAGGGGGACCUGACCCCCGAAACCAUCACCUGCCGAGGGCCCACAUCCGAGCCGCUAACUGUAGAGUUGGUAACACAGGAGAGCAACCUGGGGGUGGAGUUUGAGUACUACCUUCCUUAUGACCAUGUCCCGGGCCACACCCCAGCCCAUACUCCGGUCCAUACCCCGGUCCACACCCCUGUCCACACCCCAGUCGACACCCCAAGCCACACGCCGAGCCGCAGCAGGACUGAGUACAUGUGGAGAGCUGGCUCCUGGUCUGCAUGCAGCAGGGAGUGUGGGUCAGGCUUCCAGUCCCGCCCAGUCUCCUGCGUCGUUGGCAGCGAGGCUUUCCCAGACCAUCUGUGUGCUGCCAUUCCCCGCCCCCAGAGCAACCGCACCUGCAAUACGCAUCAGUGUCAGCUGUUCUACAGCUGGUCGAUGGGAGAGUGGAGCACGUGCUCCGCCUCCUGCGGGCGGGGCAGUCAGACGCGCAGCGUGGAGUGCGUCUCUCACGACACGGUGAGCUCCCAGCUGGCGGCCGACUCCCAGUGCGCCGCCGUCUCCGCGCGGCCCGCCACCCUGCAGGUCUGCGAGCAGCUGCCCUGCACCGAGUACAGCGUCUCCAGCUGGAGCGUGUGUUCAGUGACGUGCGGCGAGGGCACGCAGACGCGGGAGGUGGUAUGCGUGGGGGGCAGGGCCGAGCGGCUCCCUGAUUCCGCCUGCGGCUCCCUCCACCGCCCGCACCACGCCCAGCCCUGCCAACGACCGGCCUGCCAACUCCACAUCUCCUGGCAUGUGGGGCCCUGGGGACUGUGCACUAAGAGCUGCGGCUCCGGGACGCGCGAUCGUCAGGUGAUCUGCUCCGACGCGGCGCGCAGCAUGCACGGGGUGGAGCACUGCGCCGCGGUCCCCAUGCCCCACACGACGGAGACCUGCAACGACCAGCCCUGCCGCGGCCCUCAGCUGGUGCCUAGCAUGCAGAACCCUAUAGGGUAUGACCGCGGCCCAAAUGGUUUCCUGCCCUACAUCCCUGAAGACAACUCAGUCCACAGGCCGGCAGAGAGACCCGUGAGUGGGGCACACUGUUCCCAGACCUACUAUGGCUGCUGCCCUGACGGCCAAACCUCUGCCAUCGGUUUCCACGGGGAAGGCUGCGCCCCAGAGCCCUGUGCACGCAGCAGAUUUGGCUGCUGUGCGGAUGGUGUGACCGCAGCAAGUGGUCCCGGCAGGGCAGGCUGUCCGGAAGUUGGUCUCCAUCCUGGGGAACGCAGCCCAACUAGGACGGAGGCUCAGGAGCCGUGCCACACCUCCGCCUACGGCUGCUGCUACGACCGUGUCACCCCUGCAGCUGGGCCUCAGCAGGAGGGCUGUGCCCCUCCCACUACCGACGCCCACGGUACUGCGUGUUCCCUGCCCUCCAGCGUUGGUCCGUGUGCCGAUUGGACGUCUCGCUUUUACUACGAUUCCACCACCGGCAGGUGCGUCCACUUCUGGUUCGGCGGCUGCCAGGGCAACCGCAACAACUUCCUCACGAGGGAGGAGUGCCGGAGGAGUUGCCAUGUCGACGGCUCCGCCCAGCCGCGCCCCGCCCUUGAGCCGAGGGGGGGCGCCGGGCCCGGCAGCACGGGGGGGUCGAGGAGGGUGUUCAUAACGCACCGGGGGUCGGGGACCGCUCGCCGGUACGGCUCCAGCGCCGCAGCCCAAGCCCAUAGAGUUCGCGUCCCGCACCGUCGCCUACGGCACACCCCCCGCAGCACCGCCAAGUGAGCUGCGGUCGCCGCGGGAACGCAGCCCGCCGCCCUUCAUCGCAACUGCUCUUUCUGGUCUUCGUCAACCGGUGGUGUUAAAUGACAUUAAAACCUGUAGUGUCAACUUCAACUUGUCAACUUCACACCAGUUUGUGUUACAGCACAGCUGUCACUGCAGAUGUCAUUAAACUGAACCGAGUGAGAGA
Messenger RNA from Anguilla anguilla (European eel), 3051 nucleotides. Its product is annotated as papilin-like. The transcript has 19 exons. Bases 330 to 2864 code for a protein of 844 amino acids. Gene Ontology annotation, cellular component: extracellular matrix. NCBI's taxonomy places the organism in Eukaryota, Metazoa, Chordata, Actinopteri, Anguilliformes, Anguillidae. Gene Ontology annotation, molecular function: metalloendopeptidase activity; serine-type endopeptidase inhibitor activity. Gene Ontology annotation, biological process: extracellular matrix organization. The record is from RefSeq and is a predicted model, not a curated record.